GGAAUUCCAAAGAAAUAACACAUAAAAAAAAACAUUGAAAUAAUAAUUUUUUUUCAACCUUCAUACCAUUAGACAUAAUUUUCAAGAAAGAGAAGAAGAAAAAAAUAAUAAAAUAUAAAAUAAUAUAUGAAAAAGUAAUUGUUGGGUCUUGUGUUGAUUCUUCUCUGUGUGCUUCAUAUAUAAGAAGUUGGAAAAAGGCGGAAAAUUAAAGAAUAAGCGAGAGACGACUCUCAUUUUUCGUGGAAAUAAGAAAGAGAAGUAGAAAUUCAUAAUAGUGUUGCAAAAAUGUUACCGCAGCAGUAUUGUUUAAGAUGGAAAUAUCAUCACAGCAAUUUACAGACAAUGUUCUCACAGCUAUUAGAUCGAGGAUGCUUUUGUGAUGUAACAUUGGCAUGUGAUGGACAAACGUUAAAAGCUCAUCGUGUAGUAUUAUCAGCAUGUAGUACAUAUUUCGAUUCAAUAUUGACAAAUUGCAACAGUGAAAAAGAUCCAAUAAUCAUACUAAAAGAUGUAAAGUUCAUGGAUAUAAAGUAUCUAGUUGAAUUUAUGUAUAAAGGAGAAAUCAAUGUAGAACACAAUAACUUGGCAUCACUGCUUAAGACAGCUGAGGAGCUUCGGAUUAAAGGCCUCGCAGAAGUCUCGUGGAGAGAUGAUGACGGCGAAAAUCCUGAGAGUAACGACAACAACAAUAAUAAUGUUACAGAAACAAACAAUUCAUUUCCGCUCAUGGCACAGCCAUCAAAUCAUCAUCAUCAGUCGUCAAUAUUAUCAUCGUCAUCAUCGUCAACGAAUCAAAGUCAAAUGGGACCAUCAUCAUUACAAAGUGAAAGAAAAGAGUAUGAUAACAAAGAAAAUUUGCUUAAGGCAAUGCCAUUUUUAGCACCAUUGAGUUCACCAAAAGAUCUUUCGAAUAGGAAAAAGAGAGGAAGACCGCCAUUAGAUGAGUCCAAUAAUUUCGCACGAGGUCCAAAAUAUGUUCAUCUCAUUAACCAACAAUAUUAUGAUGAUGAUAAUGAUGGCAAGGAGAGUGCUUAUGAUUUAUCGACAUCAGCCUCAUCAUCGAAUACAACAAAUCCUGUUACCGCUUCACAUCCCUCAUCAGUUCUUAGUCGUUUAAUUCAAGAUGAUAAUAUUGCUAAAAAUCAUAUUCAAGACACACAUGAGAGACUUAAUGGACUUGGCAGUUCGUCAAAGAAAUCACAAAAACAUUCACCAAUUCCACAUUCAUUUACAAAUAGUUCAAAUCUCGUUACGGUUAUGAUGGAUGAGAAAAAUCAUGAUUCCGAUGACCAUUCCUUUUAUAUGCAUCUGAGACGUGAUGAAAACGGACACAACGCUGACUAUGAUGAAGAAUCAGCAAGCCAAAAAAUCAUUCCAAAAGUCGAACGUGCGGAAACACCAGCUGAUCUUACCGAGGACGAUGAGAGCGCCAUGAGAGACUCAACAGACAACACUCUGCAAUCAAUUUUCCUCACACAAGAAGAACGCGAAGAAUGGAAGGAUGUUAUCAAAAUGAAUGAUUACUUAACGAAAGGUAGACGACCACAAUUUUGGGAGGAGAAUUAUGUUAAGAGAGUUUUAGAUGCUAUAAAGAAUAAGAAUUUGGAAAUGAAGAAAGCUGCAAAAUUAUUGGGGGUGUCUUAUGGGACACUUUAUGGACGCUACAGAGAGACUUACGGCUGUCUAAAGCAUCCUUACAGAGGCCCACCAGGAAGCUACAUGUCACGCAUGAGAGACAUUUGGCCAAGUGAUGAACCUAGUGAUCUUUUAAAUCUCGUACAGCGGAGUCGAAUGUCAAUGUUACAGAGUGAUGAAAUGAAUGGAGCCAACCUAAUGGACAUGAUGAACGAUGAGGCUAUGCUAGAGCAUUUGGCACCGAAUCUCGCAAAAUCAUAUUCAAGAAAAAUGAUGAACAAUCUCGAUGUGGCACAUCUAUUGAAGCAAGUUCAGUCAAGUACAAAUCACAAAAUUCCAUCACCAUCAUCAUCUCACUCUUUAUCUCCUCCACCAAUUCCUCACAUAUCUACAUCACCAAAUCAUCAUAUUCCAAUACCCUCAACAUCAUCCGCGUCUAGUUUACUGGGGACACCUGUUGCACCAUCAACAAGUAUUGAGUCGUUUCACAAGUAAACUUUUAACUGUUCUUCUUUUUCUACAGUCAUCAUCGUACAUACUUUUCUCGUAAUGUUUUCCAAUAUUUAAUGAGAUGAAAAAGAAAAAGGCGCAAAAAAAGAAAUUAUGUGCAAAUUUUAUUGGGAUUCUCCCUCAUAAAGAUUCAUAUAUUCCUUGUGUAUAGCUAGACAUAAUAUUUAAAUGUAUAUGUAGUCUCUAAUGUCUCAAGUUACUUAUUAACAUGAUAAACGAUUAAUGUUUUAAUUGGGGGCCUGUUUACUUAUUGGAUCGACCCUCAUUCUCAUCUUGGGCAGGUGUUUAGGGCUUCUCAAGCUUACCUAAUCAUAGUUCUUAUUCUAGAGUGUGUUGCCUUAAGUAGCAUUAGAAACCGGCCCAUAAGAUUGAAUUUGAGUGAUAAAUCAAUUUUGCGACCCGAGGAUGAUAGAGACCUCAUAAGUGAUCAAGCCCUUAGGUUGAAGAUAAAAAAAAACAAUAAUGGAUAUGAAAAAGGCCAAAACUUAGAUUUUGUUUCUUAUUUUUUUUUAUAAUCAAGAAAACUUGUUGAUUUAAACAUUAUUUUAAAGAACCUAGGUCAAGAUGAAUUAGCUAUUCGUAAGAGAAAAAGAAACCAUUAGAGAUGUAAGACAUAAAGAAAAGAAUCAGUAUUAUUUGUCUGAUAAAUGUUAAAUAAUACUAAUCCAUUGAUUCAUAAUCACACAAAAAUUAUGAUUGAAUAUUUAAAGGCACCUUCUGUAUAUAAAAAUAAAAAAUUGUGACUGACAUUAAGUAGGAAAAAAAAUAUCAAGCAGAUACAAUAGACAAAAAUGCAUUUCUUUCUUUAUAACUCAUUAAGGAUGUCUCGUCUCACAGAAAUUUUAAGGAUAAUUUGUGCCAUUCCAGAAUAUUAAUUUAAAUAAAAAGGUUUACUUUAC
Chironomus riparius is the source of this 3044-nucleotide messenger RNA. NCBI's taxonomy places the organism in Eukaryota, Metazoa, Arthropoda, Insecta, Diptera, Chironomidae. The record is from the annotation of a GenBank genome assembly.